AUGGAGGACGGUGCGGUGCAACUGGUGCCUGGGAGGAGCAUUGGUUUCAUGACACUUGGCUGCUCACUGCAUGAAAUACUGACAACGAUAAAGGCAGAGGUCCGGGCAUUUCCGAGGUUCCAGCUAUACCACGACGACUCGCGACCCAUCGCAUCUCCCGUUCACAUCGUUCUUCCAGAUAAUGGUUUGCGACUCCAGUUCGAUGGCCCAGACCAGCGAUUGCGAUUGAUCGAAGUGCUCGAUUUUACGAAAGCGAGGUUGAUCUAUAAGGAUGUAGAAGUGUACAAGCCAACGGAAGGUCAUGGAGGCAUAUCGACCGGGCCCUCAUCAGGGCCCAGAUUUAGACACAUAUAUGAUAAGCUACUAGGACCGACAUAUGGAGGAGAAUACAUGCCCCCGAAUAACGGCGAUAUCAGCGCGAACGGCACCUACAACCUCUCGUAUCCAGGUGUGGCGUUCAACUUCCCUGUGCAACAUGCCGCGUAUUCUCCCAAGAAGGACUUCAUAUCCUUGCUAUCAUCUUCGGCUACUGGACCUGCGAAGUCGAUGGCCAUCUUUAACGGCGAAUCGUGGCAGAAAGCACGAAGCUCUCUUUUCACAGCUCCACCGCCCAAUCCGAGGGCUUUCGUGUUAUCAGGGAAAGGCAAAGAGGGAAGUCCAGACGAAAUCGAGCUAGUCAGAGUGCACGGAGAAGGGCGGAUAGAGCUUGUGAGGCGAUCGAGCCCUUCAUUCUGGAUCAUCCUGAGCGAGACGACCCCUCAAGAUCUCAUCAUGGAGUUGGGAGCACCAGACUCCAUCUACAGGAAGAAUGACCAUCGACUUUCGAUACACAAAGACCGCAGGAUAAGCGACGUUUCUGAGACCUCCGGUGCAAGACUUACGCCCGAUGAGUUGCUUGGUUCAGACCGCGGCUCAGCAAUCGACACAGACAACGAUGAUGAUUGGGAAGGUGACAACGAAGCUGCCAUAGAAGUGCAGGAACGCGAAGUCGCGGCGGCUGAGCACUUCUACAACUAUUAUCAUCAUGGGUUUGACAUUCUCAUAUCCCAGCCUACACAAAUAUCUCCGCCCUCGCAAACAUCAGACAGCAGCACAUCGGAAGCUCAGGGCGAACUGAGUGCGCAACCCCUCAACCACCUUACGGCCACAAAAAUUAUAUUCCACGGCAAUGUACCUGGAUCAUACCAAUUCAAUCGCCACCGGCGUUGUCGAUGGACUUUGGAUCACGUUCCUUCCGAACUCCGAAGAGAGCCGUUGAACUCCGAGAUGAGUUUUGCGGAUAUCUCGAGGGAGCUCAAAAACGUGCAUCGAGAGUACUAUGCAACUGAAGAGGAGGAACGCUUGCAGCAGCGUGGAAUGGCUCUGAAUAGAGGUUGGGGCGAUAGUCCGGGCAGCAGCGUCGAACUUUUAGGUGGCUGGGAGGAUAGCUCCAACAAGAAGAGCAAGUUUGCGAACGCAGGCUCUGAUUUGUUAGAAGGUGCUGGAGAUGUAGGAAAUGUCGAGCUCUUCGGGUUUCCGGGCAUGGUAUUUGAGGUUUUGAAGAACGGAGCUGUGAGCUCGCUCACAGUGUACUGA
Molecule: messenger RNA, 1575 nt
Organism: Didymosphaeria variabile
Lineage: Eukaryota; Fungi; Ascomycota; Dothideomycetes; Pleosporales; Didymosphaeriaceae
Exons: 1
Coding region: 1-1575 (524 amino acids)
Biological process (GO): Golgi to plasma membrane protein transport
Cellular component (GO): trans-Golgi network
Source: RefSeq, a predicted model, not a curated record